Molecule: messenger RNA, 2377 nt
Organism: Falco peregrinus (peregrine falcon)
Lineage: Eukaryota; Metazoa; Chordata; Aves; Falconiformes; Falconidae
Gene: SLC11A1
Product: solute carrier family 11 member 1
Exons: 15
Coding region: 166-1842 (558 amino acids)
Biological process (GO): metal ion transport
Cellular component (GO): plasma membrane
Molecular function (GO): manganese ion transmembrane transporter activity; cadmium ion transmembrane transporter activity; iron ion transmembrane transporter activity
Source: RefSeq, a predicted model, not a curated record
CCCAGCCCGCACUAGGCAGGGCCCCUUUCCCACCCCAGGUCUGCGGAUAGGGAAGGAGCACUUCCUCCUCCUCCUCCUCCUCGCGGGGGCUGCAGCUGGGGGUGUCCUUUAAAAGCUGGACGGCAGGCAUUGCACGCAGUGUUGAAAAAGGGGCCUCCCAGCACCAUGUCCAGAUCAGACCCAGCCACGGCAUCGCUGGAGGCAGGCCUCACUGGGUCCCUGAACCGGGACAAAGCCCAGAUUUACAGCACCGGCCGGAGCCCCAUGCCCCCCCAGCGCCCUGGUACCCGGGAUCAGACCUACCUGGAUGAACUCAUAAGCAUCCCCAAGGGCGGCGGGCCUGGUUUCAGCUUUAGGAAACUCUGGGCUUUCACUGGUCCCGGCUUCCUCAUGAGCAUCGCAUACCUGGACCCGGGCAACGUGGAGUCGGACCUGCAGUGUGGGGCUGUGGCGGGGUUCAAGCUGCUGUGGGUGCUGCUGUGGGCCACCAUCCUAGGGCUGCUGUGCCAGCGCCUGGCCAUCCGGCUGGGUGUCGUGACAGGGAAGGACCUGGGUGAGAUUUGCUACCUCUACUACCCCAAGGUGCCCCGUGUGCUGCUUUGGCUCAUGAUCGAGAUCGCCAUCAUCGGCUCUGACAUGCAGGAGGUGAUUGGGACAGCCAUUGCCUUCAGCCUGCUCUCAGCCGGCCGAAUCCCCCUUUGGGGUGGGGUCCUCAUCACCAUCGUGGACACCCUCUUCUUUCUCUUCCUCGACAAGUAUGGGCUCCGAAAACUGGAGGCUUUCUUCGGCCUCCUGAUCACCAUUAUGGCCCUGACCUUUGGCUACGAGUAUGUGGUGGUGAGGCCAGGGCAGGUGGAGGUACUGAAGGGCAUUUUCCUGCCCUAUUGCCUGGGCUGCGGGCGAGAGGAGCUGCUCCAGGCCGUGGGCAUCAUUGGCGCCAUCAUUAUGCCCCAUAACAUCUUCCUCCACUCCUCCUUGGUGAAGACACGGGCAAUCGACCGAUCCAAGAAGGAGGCGGUGCAGGAGGCCAACACGUAUUUCCUGAUCGAGUCCUGCCUAGCCCUUUUUGUCUCCUUCCUCAUCAACCUCUUUGUCAUGGCUGUCUUUGGCGAGGCUUUCUACCACCAGCGAAACGAGGAUGUGCACAACAAGUGCAUCAACAGCAGCGUCCGCCAGUAUGCCAGCAUCUUCCCCACCAACAAUGAGACGGUCUCUGUGGAUAUCUACCAGGGGGGUGUUAUCCUGGGCUGCUAUUUCGGGACAGCGGCACUGUACAUCUGGGCCAUCGGGAUCCUGGCGGCAGGACAGAGCUCCACAAUGACUGGGACAUAUGCGGGGCAGUUUGUCAUGGAGGGCUUCCUGCAGCUCCGCUGGUCCCGCUUCGCCCGUGUGCUCUUCACCCGCUCCUUUGCUAUCUUGCCCACUGUCUUUGUGGCUGCCUUCAAGGAUGUCAGCCACCUCACAGGCAUGAAUGACCUGCUCAAUGUCCUGCAGAGCAUCCUGCUGCCGUUCGCUGUCCUGCCCGUCCUCACCUUCACCAGCCUGCACCCACUCAUGCAGGAUUUCACCAACAGCCUCCUGGGGAAGGUGCUGAUGACCCUCAUCACGGGGCUGGUCUGCGCCAUCAACGUCUACUUCGUGGUGGACUUUCUGCCCACACUGCAGGGGCUGGGGUACUACAUCCCCCUGGGACUGCUGCUGGCUGCCUACGUGGCCUUCGUCGCCUACCUGAUCUGGACAUGCAGCAUCGCACACGGAGCCUGGUUCCUAGCCCGGGGCCACCAUAGCCGGUUCAACUUCGGCAUCUCCUUCGACCCAGCGGCAGUGGCAGGGACCCGGUGACAGACCCCAUCAGUCCUUGCUGCCCCGCAGUCCCUGCCCAGCACCGUCUCCCACACCAGGCACCCACCAGAUGCCACGCCAAGCCCAGGGAUGAUGCUCUGGCCAGAAACACACCCAGUAAGGAAGGGGUUAACAGCCGGGCAGCCCUCCCCCCAGGUUUUUAGAGCCUCUUCUUCCCCCCCCCCCCCCAGUUCAGGUCUGGGUGCUGGGGGGGGGGUGGAUGGCAGCAGGAUGUGCCAAGGGCUGGUGAGCGAGCCGCCCCGGAGACCUCCCCCCCUCCUCAUUAGUGCCGGGCACCGCCGGCCCCCGGGACCGCUAAUUACCGCCCGGGACCGCUAAUCACCUCCCGGGACCGCUAACCAUCCCUCACCGCCCGCCUCCCGGGGCCACCGGGGCAGCCCCGGGGGGGCGGGGCCGCCAGCGCCGCUGCCCGGCACCGGCCCCAGCCCCCGGCCCGGCCGGAGCCCCACGUGGGGCUCCCAAACUCGGGGGGAUUGGGGUGCGUGUGCUGAUAAAUGGCGUGUUUGUAACCUGG